AUGUCUGCCCCUCCAGCGCCUUUGGCCAACGGAACGAAGCCCGGCUCGGCCGCGGACAAGGCUAUCGACUUUUCAGACAUCGCCUACAUUCCGAGCACAGGCGUACACAAGCUCUUCGAAGCGCCUCUCGUGCUCGCAACGGCCGAGAGUAUCAAAGGCUACGGCCACAUCGUGCCUGACCCGCACAACUUUCCAGUCGAAAUCGUGCGCUGGCCGGCACAAGGCUGGCGCCCUGUGGACGAUAAUUCGGGCGACCAGGGCGGAACCACUGAAGGCAUCUUCGAACUCUGGUGGAAGGGCGAUACGCUGUUUGCACGCAACAAUGCCGUCGGCGACAAUUACUUGUUUGCGUGGAGCACGUUCCCCGAAGAAGCGGCCACUUCUGGACCAGCGAAGCACCCUCGGGACAAGGCGAUGAUGUGGCAUGCGAAUUACCACCCCGACGGUGGGCAGAUGUUCUUCCCCCUGAACGGCGAGAGUUUCAUUGUGCCGCUUGCGUUGCCUGGGGACGAUGUGCGGCCGGAACAGUUCAUCUCGUUCAAGUGCGAGGGCGGGAUGGGAUUGUAUAUUCAUCCGAACAUCUGGCAUGGUUCGGUGAUUCCGCUCGAUGAUCACUGUCGGUUGCUGGAUCGUCAGGGCAAGGUGCACGCGCGUGUGUCGGUUGACUUUGCGAAGGAGUUUGGCGGCUAUCUCUCCGUCCCCCUGCAGAGUGCAUGA
Neohortaea acidophila is the source of this 717-nucleotide messenger RNA. Its product is annotated as RmlC-like cupin domain-containing protein. Bases 1 to 717 code for a protein of 238 amino acids. Gene Ontology annotation, molecular function: ureidoglycolate hydrolase activity; ureidoglycolate lyase activity. NCBI's taxonomy places the organism in Eukaryota, Fungi, Ascomycota, Dothideomycetes, Mycosphaerellales, Teratosphaeriaceae. The record is from RefSeq and is a predicted model, not a curated record. Gene Ontology annotation, biological process: allantoin catabolic process. The transcript has a single exon.